Rattus norvegicus (Norway rat) is the source of this 1143-nucleotide messenger RNA. Lineage: Eukaryota; Metazoa; Chordata; Mammalia; Rodentia; Muridae. The record is from RefSeq and is a predicted model, not a curated record.
AUUGUAGAUUCCCUGCUGUGUGACAAGUAAUGGCAAGUCAUAGAGUUAGAGAUUUAAAGCUGCUCUUUAAAGUGCGUUGUUUCUACAAUCUUUCAUGAUACUCAUAUUUCUUUUAACGUGGGCUCCACAGGAAUUCUGGGUGGAAAUCCUAGUUAGACAAGCUGCUUAGUAAGGACCAUUUUAUUAACAGGUGAAUAAGUUCAAUUUUACAAAGAAGAGAGUAAAGACAUUGCUUGAAACACGUGGGGAUUUUCACCAUAGUUUGGUACUUGGAGUGAGUGAACAAUUUUUCCCUAUCUAAGUAGAGAGUUGUGAUAAAUACCUUUAACUCUGGUCAGAGUGGAUACAGACAUAUAUUGUGGAAGAUAUGAAGGUUAAUUAAACACAUGUGGCUCUGGGUAGAGAGCUGAACAGAUGGAUACAUUUUGGCUAAUGUCCUGAAUUUUAAAUUGGUUUUUGGUAUUAGACUUGAUAGAAGAUGUUUAAAUUUGUCUAAAGGAGAGUACAAAGGGGGGAGCCAGAAGCAGCCGCCAGCAUGGAUGUGUUCCUCAUGAUCCGGAGCCACAAGACCACCACCAUCUUUACAGACGCCAAGGAGUCGAGCACGGUGUUCGAACUGAAGUACAUCGUCGAGGGUAUCAUCAAGCGGCCGCCAGAGGAGCAGCAGCUGUACAAGGACGACCAGCUCCUCAAUGAUGGAAAAACUCUGGGCGAAUGUGGCUUCACCAGUCAGACAGCAAGGCCACAGCCCCCAGCCACAGUGGGCCUGGCCUUUCCAGCAGAUGACACCGUUGAAGCACUGCUUAUUGAACCCUUCUCCAGCCCUCGGAGCUUCCAGAUGUGAUGAAGCCACAGGAUUCUGGAGGCAGUGCCAAUGAAGAAGCUGUGCAGUGAGGGCCCCAGGCCUAUCCCUUAGAAACCCACUCCCCCAAUAAAAAAAGAUUUGGCUGUCUAAAAAAAAACAAAAAAAAAACAAAAAAAAGGAGAGUACAGAGAUUAUGAGAAUCACAUGGGGAUUUUCAUGCAUGGAUCGAAACUUAGGUCGGGAAAAAUUAGUCCCUGGAUCCACUUAGAGUAUCCAAUGUUACUUACCAGUAAUUAAGGUUCAAUAAAAUCUGUGACUCCGGGUAAAGAGCUAAACAG